CGCCGAGGUGCAAGGAAGGGAACUUUUGACCGGGGCAGCGCCGCGAGCUCAGCUGCUCCGUGCCGUACCCGCGCGGAAUCACCUCCCCAGCACUUUUUUUUUUUUUUUUUACUGGUGCUAUUAAAGUAGAUCUGUAUUUUUUGUCCCUGCGAGCCGACGAAGGCAGAAUUACACAACAGGGCAGACAUCUUUGACCUUUCCCGUAUUCCUCUCCCCUCUUUCUGCGUUUUUUCCUCUGGUGCAGCAGCCGGAAAAGCCCCAGCACUUUGCAUUCAACCCGGGCCUUUUUGAAGCCCACCCUGCGCUCGGACACCGCCUGCAUGGGCACGGCGUGUAACGGGCAGAUCCGAAGGCGACCGGCCGAGUUCAUCUUGACAAUAGAGGGUGGGGACGUGGCACCGUCCUUGCCGUGCUCGGGCCGUGGGGUGUCCCGGGGACGCGGGGCUGGAGGAGCGCACCCACUGGGAUGCAGCCCGGCAGCACGUUUUGCCCCGCAGACGCAGGUCUCGCCGGAGGACGGCCAGCAGCCGGCCCCGCCGCACACCACGGAGGAACCGCCAGCGUCCCCCCACGAGUCCACCGUGCCAGGGCAGGCAGCCUGCACCAUGAGCCUGGAGAAAGCCGGGGGCCGGUUUUGCAGCGGGAAGCGUGCCGGCCUGCCGGCCCAGCGGCCCUUCCCCGUCAUCCAGAAGGUGGUGGCAUCCAUGGCGCACCUGCAGGAGGACAAGCUGCGGCUGCAGGAGGAGCUGCUGGCUCUGCAGGAGAAACUGGCCGCCCGCGAGAGCGAGGAGCUCGCCGUCUCCGUCCAGCUGCGAGGGCAGGUUGAAAACUUGAAGGCGAACCUCCGGGAGCAGGCGCAGGAGAUCGGCAGGCUGCGCUCCGAGAUGGGCGGCACGGACGCGGAGAAGCACCGGGACCUGCUGGCAGCUGAGAACGAGCGGCUGCGGCAGGAGAUGAAGGCGCGCGAGGGGGAGCUGAGGGAGCUGCGGCGGCAGCAGGCGGCGUGCCGGGACUGCGCCCACCUCCAGGAGAACGCCGGGCUGCAGGAGCGGCUGUGCCAGCUGCAGCGGGAGAUGGAGGAGGCCCGAGCCAAGCUGGCGGAGCUGGAGCUGGAGGUGCAGCAGAAGACGAACCGCCUGGCUGAGGUGGAGCUGCGGCUCAAGGACUCGCUGGCCGAGAGAGCGCAGGAGGAGGAGCGGCUCAGCCGGCGGCUGCGGGACAGCCAGGAGACCAUCGCCAGCCUCAGGGCCCAGCCCCAGCAGAUAAAGUACGUCAUCAAGACGGUGGAGGUGGAGUCGGCCAAGGCGAAGCAGGCCCUGUGCGAGAGCCAGUCCCGAAACCAGUACCUGCAGGAGCAGGUGGGGAUGCAGAGGCAGGUGCUGAAGGAGAUGGAGCAGCAGCUGCAGAGCUCCCAGAAGACGGCAGCUCAGCUCCGGGCACAGAUUGCCAUGUACGAAUCCGAGCUGGAGCGGGCCCACGGGCAGAUGCUGGAGGAGAUGCAGGCGAUGGAGGACGAGAAGAACCGUGCCAUCGAAGAGGCGUUUUCCCGCGCCCAAGUGGAGAUGAAGGCAGUGCACGAGAACCUGGCGGGCGUGCGGACCAACCUGCUGACGCUGCAGCCCGCGCUGCGCACCCUCACCCACGACUACAACAGCCUGAAGCGGCAGGUGCGGGACUUCCCCCUGCUCCUCCAGGAGACCCUGCGGAGCGCCAGGGCCGAGAUCGGGCAAGCCAUCGAGGAGGUGAACAGCACCAACCGGGAGCUGCUGCGCAAGUACCGGCGGGAGCUGCAGCUGCGCAAGAAGUGCCACAACGAGCUGGUGCGGCUGAAAGGAAACAUCCGCGUCUUCGGGAGAGUCCGCCCCAUCACGAAGGAGGACGGCGAGGGCCCGGAGGCGGUCAGCGCGGUGACGUUCGAUGCGGAUGACGACGCCGUCCUGCACCUCCUGCACAAGGGGAAGCAGGUGUCCUUUGAGCUGGACAAGGUCUUUCCCCCACAAGCGUCCCAGGAGGAGGUGUUUCAAGAGGUUCAGGCCCUGGUCACCUCCUGCAUCGAUGGCUACAACGUCUGCAUUUUUGCCUACGGACAGACAGGGGCUGGGAAGACAUACACAAUGGAGGGAACCUCCACAAACCCGGGCAUCAACCAGCGGGCCCUGCAGCUGCUCUUCUCCGAGGUGCGGAGCAAGGCAGCCGACUGGGACUACGCCAUCAGCGUCAGCGUGGCCGAGAUCUACAACGAGGCGCUCAGGGACCUGCUGGGAAAGGAGCCCCAGGAGAAGCUGGAGAUCAAGCUGUGCCCCGACGGCAGCGGGCAGCUCUACGUGCCUGGGCUGACUGAGUUCAGCGUGCAGAGCGUGGAGGACAUCAACAAGGUCUUCGAGUUCGGCCACGUCAACCGCGUGACGGAGUGCACCAACCUGAACGAGCACAGCUCCCGCUCCCACGCGCUGCUCAUCGUCACCGUCCGCGGCCUGGACCGCAGCACGGGGCUGCGCACCACUGGGAAGCUGAACCUGGUGGACCUGGCGGGCUCGGAGCGCGUCGGGCGCUCGGGCGCGGAGGGCAGCCGGCUGCGCGAGGCACAGUACAUCAACAGGUCGCUGUCGGCGCUGGGGGACGUCAUCUACGCGCUGCGCUCUCGCCAGGGCCACGUGCCCUUCCGCAACUCCAAGCUGACCUACCUGCUGCAGGACUCGCUCAGCGGGGACAGCAAGACCCUCAUGAUGGUGCAGGUGUCCCCCGCCGAGAAGAACAGCAGCGAGACGUUGUGCUCCCUGAAGUUCGCCGAGCGCGUCCGCUCCGUGGAGCUGGGCCCCGUGUCCCGCAAGGCCGAGCUGGUGUCCUGGCCCAGCCAGGAGCAGCUGGAGGGUGACUUGCCGGGAUCCUCCAGCCGGGGCCACGCGUCCCCCAGCCCUGGGCUGCCCAGCGGCCGCGCCAACUCCAUCCGCAGGAAGCUGCAGACCUCAGGUGGGUGCGGGCACGGGGGUCCCGCUCCGUGCUCCCGGAGCGCCCAACCCGUGGCUUUUGUCAUAGGAGGCUUCCAGCCCACUGCUGCAAGGCAAAGCUGUGUGUGGAGCGAGCUGUGCUGUAAUCAGCUCAUUAACCGCUGGCUAAUUGGCUGGCGGGAGCCUGGUUAGGGCUUCCCCUGAAGUGCCCCGUCCCAGCGCAGGGCAGUGCGGGGCCAUUUGGGGCAAAGCAGCUGGGGCUGCACGUGGGGGCAGCCAGGGAGCGAUGCUGCAGGGCAGUGCCCGCAGCUGAACCUCUCUUCUCUUCGAUUUCAGCCUGAAUUAGGGGCAGCCGUGGCUGCCAGGUGAGUGCGUGCGGCCGGGAGCCGGUGAAGGGCUCUGCUUCAGCCCCGCUUCCCAGGCAGGGAGGUGUGUGGGGCUGUGCUGCUCACAGGGGUGCUGCUGGGACCGGAUCGCUUGGGGCCUCGAGCUGUGGCAGCUGUGCGCCUUGCCCGGCCUGAUGCAUGCGUGUCUGUGUCCCCGCAGGGAAGCUGAGGCCGGUUCCUGUGUGACACGCGCCGCAGGACCCAGCCCCUCGCCCACCUGGGUGCCCUGGCUGCAUUUGGAGCUGUGCCCGGGGGUGGUGGCACCCCCUCCUGCCACGGCACCUCUCCCCGUGAGACACACAGCUCUGUGACUUCUAGUUCUUGCUGGACGGAUGGCUUUAGCCAGAGCACGGAGCCUGUCCACCUCUUCAGCUUUGUUUUUAGGACAGUUGGGGCAUGCAGCUGGAAGGAUCCAGGGCUGUGCACAAAGGGGGGCUGCACACCCCCACCUCAACUGCGCUGCGGACACCAUUGCUGCAGGAGCCUGGCGCAGAGCAGCGGGCACCUGGACGAGGUUUGGGUUGGUGGGGCUGUGUCCAGUUCCCUGCCACAAGGUCCUGCUCCACCCCUUGCCCUCCCCCCCCACCCCUUGGCCUCUUUUGGAGCAGCACAGCCCAGAUCUGUAGCCAGAAAAACCCCAGCAGCUCCUUUCCCUGUUGGUUUCUCAUGCCCCAUUGCACGAAGGCGCCUCGGUGCUGCUGCAUGCACCCUGCUCCCUGCCCCAAAGGGAGAGCAGCUGCAGGGCUGCCCCUGUGGCACCAGCAGGGGCUUUGCAGUCUUGAAGGAAGCUAUUGUAAAGUGACUGAACAGUUGUCUUCUCAAGAGAGAUCACAGUGUGAUCGAGAUGAAUGUGUUUGAAAUAUUUGUAUCCUGUUUACAUGGUCUUGGAAUGGAAAAAAUAAAAAGUGGAAACGAAGAAAACAACCCCCCAGCCCAGUGCUGGGGGCAUAUGGGUGGUGGUGGGAGGUGGCAGGGGCAUGGAGGGGCAGUGGGAGCCCCAGUGCAGCUCCAACCCUGCAAGGGCUGCACUGCACCUUCCAGCUCCUGGCCCUCUUCCACGCCACACCCUAUUAAAGAAAAAAAAGAAAGGAGGGAAAAAAAAAAAGGGAAAAAUAAAUUAGUCUUUUGCUAAGAUUUAAUGUUUCUAUGUAUUUUAAUAAUAUAUAAAUAUAUAUCCUGUUUUAUAACAGAACUUAUUUUAAAUAAAGUGUUAAAGCCACUCCUCCUGCGCUGCUGUUACUUCCCUGCAGGGCUCUGCCCCCUGCCCCUCUGGCUGUCGAGGCUGGAGCCCACUGCCCUGAGAGCUGCCAGACCUCAGGUGUGGAGGAGGACAAGCCCCAAGAGAUGACUCUGCUCUCAGGGCUGGGACCUGCCCAGCAGUGCGAAACCUCCCACGGGCUUUGUGCAAGGCGCCUGGGGAGCGUGGUCGCUCUUACUCACCGCAGCCUGAUGGCAGGAAGGGUGAGAACGUGGCCAGCUGCCCUGCCUGCCCUGCGAGCCACAAGCCAAGGAGAA
This is a messenger RNA of Numida meleagris (helmeted guineafowl), 4849 nucleotides long. It is a transcript of the gene KIFC3, whose product is annotated as kinesin family member C3. The transcript is spliced from 17 exons. The coding region runs from base 321 to 3140 and encodes 939 amino acids. NCBI's taxonomy places the organism in Eukaryota, Metazoa, Chordata, Aves, Galliformes, Numididae. The record is from RefSeq and is a predicted model, not a curated record. Gene Ontology annotation, biological process: microtubule-based movement. Gene Ontology annotation, molecular function: microtubule motor activity; microtubule binding; ATP binding.